Molecule: messenger RNA, 2379 nt
Organism: Tupaia belangeri chinensis (Chinese tree shrew)
Lineage: Eukaryota; Metazoa; Chordata; Mammalia; Scandentia; Tupaiidae
Gene: UBQLN3
Product: ubiquilin 3
Exons: 2
Coding region: 132-2099 (655 amino acids)
Biological process (GO): ubiquitin-dependent protein catabolic process
Cellular component (GO): cytosol
Molecular function (GO): polyubiquitin modification-dependent protein binding
Source: RefSeq, a predicted model, not a curated record
GUUCCGGCCCAGAAGGACUCAGGGGUGGCUGUGCAGCAAGAUGAGGGUGGUUUGGACCCCUGCAUAAGAGAAAGAACGGGGCCACAGCUCAUUGCUGUGUCCCCACAGACCUGGGCUUCCUGCUGCCCACCAUGGCCAAAAGUGGAGAGGCUCUGCCACACGGCAGUCCAGCACCAGUCCAGGAUCCUCACUUCAUCAAGGUGACAGUGAAGACACCCAAGGACAAGGAGGACUUCUCAGUUAUAGACACUUGCACCAUCCAGCAGCUGAAGGAAGAAAUAUCCCAGCGCUUUAAGGCCCACCCUGAUCAGCUGGUCCUAAUAUUUGCUGGCAAAAUCCUCAAGGACCCUGACUCUCUGGCACAGUGUGGAGUGCAAGAUGGCCUCACCAUCCACCUGGUCAUUAAGAUGCAGCGUCGCACCAUGGGCACCGAGUGCUCAGCCACUUCAGUCCCUACACCAGGCCCCAGUCCUGGAUCACUCUCUCAAACAAGCUCCAUUUAUCAAGCAGAUGGACCUUCUGCCUUUAGCUUAGGGCUCUUUACAGGCCUCAGUGGGCUGGGCCUGACCUCUGGCAACUUCCCAGACCAGCCAGGCUCACUGAUGUGGCAGCAUGUGUCUGUGCCUGAGUUCAUGGCUCAGCUCAUUGAUGACCCCUUCAUCCAGGGUCUGAUGUCUAACACAGGCCUGGUGCGCCAGCUUGUUCUUGACAACCCCCAUAUGCAACAACUGAUCCAGAACAAUCCUGAGAUCGGGCAUAUUCUCAACAACCCUGAAAUCAUGAGGCAGACUCUGGAGUUUCUACGUAAUCCUGCCAUGAUGCAAGAAAUGAUGCGUAGCCAGGACCGGGCUCUCAGUAACCUGGAGAGCAUCCCUGGUGGCUACAAUGUGCUUCGCACCAUGUACACAGAUAUCUUGGACCCAAUGCUUAAUGCAGUGCAGGAACAGUUUGGUGGCAAUCCCUUUGCCACUACGACUACUACUAAUGCCACUGCCAGCAGCAGUCAACCUUCAAGGAUGGAAAACUGUGACCCUCUCCCCAAUCCCUGGACUUCCUCAUAUGUAGGUGCAGGUGGCAGACGAGGAAGGAGGCCUGGGGACCAGGAGGGAUCUGAAAUUAGAAAUAGAGUUCCAAAUUUUCUGAUUAAUUUAGGACUCUAUGACUAUCUCCAACAAUUACAUGAAACCCCUUUAUCCCUGGGAAACUUCCUGCAAGGAACUGCAUCAACUCUCAGUCGAAGCCAGCAACCACCAGCUCCAGGAAACAGAGUUACCCCAACUUCACCCUCAUCCCAGGGUCCUGGGUCAGGCCAGCCUCUCCCAAAAGAAUCUGUAACAAUUCAGGGGAAGUCAUCCCGUCCUACUUUCCUGAGAUACUCUACAGAGAACAGUACUAGACAAGGUGGAGUCCAAGACGGUGCAGGGAAGGGCUCUCCUGGACACAGCACUAGCCUGCCUGAUCUGGUCUCCAGGUUAGGGGAGUCUUCCAAUAGGAUCCCAUUUGUUCCUUCACCAUCUUCGUCCAUGGAAGCCACUCCUGGAGCGCCUGAGCCUACCUGGCUGCCACCCUCAUCUUAUCCAAGAUCUCUGAGACCAGCCAGUGUGAAUCAGAUCCCACAGUUGCAGGAUGAGAUGCACCGACAGCUGCCUCUGCUGCUGUACCUUCAGGCAGCUAUGGCAAAUCCUCGUGCCAUGCAAGCCCUGCUGCAGAUUGAGCAAGGUCUGCAGGUCCUGGCUACUGAAGCACCUCGCCUUCUGCUUUGGUUCAUACCUUGCUUAGCAGGGUUGGGGAGCACAGCAGGAGGUACAGAGUCUAGAGAAGGCUCCCUUGUAUCUGAGGAUCACCACCCAACUCCGGCUCCUGAGGUUUCCCCAGAACAGGGCUCAACAGACCUGGGCUUCCAUGCCACUCCCUUCCUACAGAUGUUGGAAGCCUUAGAUGGUGCCAGUCCCCAGCAGUUGCAGCCUGAGGCUCACUUCGGGGUACAACUGGAACAACUUCGGGCCAUGGGCUUUCUGAAUCGUGAAGCCAAUCUUCAGGCCCUCAUUGCCACAGGGGGUGAUGUGGAUGCUGCUGUGGAGAAACUGAGACAGUCAUAGGAGCCCUAGUCAUUCAGACCAUAUCUUUCCCUUUGUGCCAUUUUCCCAUAUACUAUUAUCCUGGCUCUCCCAUUCUUGAAUACAGCUGCACUAUGAAACAAAUUUACUAUGAUGCUUUUACUGCAGAGACAAUGCUCCAGAGUCAGUGAGGAAGACUCAGCCAUAAAUAGGGUGGGGAUGCUGUGUGGGACCCAACCACCAACACUACUAUACCACCAUGGGGCCCCAGUCUGAGCUCUGCUUGUGUUUAGCUUGAGAUGCAAUUACAUCCAAUCUCCAG